AUGAUCAGGUUCAUCCUGGUACAGAAUCGGCAGGGCAAGACCCGUCUGUCGAAAUGGUACGUACCGUACGACGACGACGAGAAGGUUAGACUACGUGGUGAAGUGCACAGACUUGUGGCCCCGCGGGACCAGAAGUAUCAGUCGAAUUUCGUUGAGUUCCGAAAUUACAAGAUAGUAUACAGGCGAUACGCGGGCCUAUUCUUCUGCGUCUGCGUCGACGCGAAUGAUAAUGAGCUCGCAUACCUGGAAGCGAUCCACCUUUUCGUCGAAGUCCUGGAUUCUUUCUUUGACAAUGUGUGUGAGCUUGACCUGGUCUUCAACUUCUACAAGGUCUACGCAAUCCUGGAUGAAAUCUUCCUAGCGGGAGAGAUCGAGGAGACCAGCAAAGAAGUGGUGCUAUCAAGGUUAGAUGUGUUGGAUAAGCUCGAAUAGGGUCGUUAGCAUGUCCCGGACUGACGUCGCCGUCCUCUCACGAAGUUACGUGUAUGAUAAUAUCCAUGAAACCAGCUAUCUAAUAGAGCUUAUAUCGCUUGGCAAUCAGCGAUUUCCUGCACUUCUUGACAUACGGAACGAGAUAUUAGCUUCGGA
Gloeophyllum trabeum ATCC 11539 is the source of this 588-nucleotide messenger RNA. Its product is annotated as Adaptor protein complex sigma subunit. The transcript has 6 exons. The record is from RefSeq and is a predicted model, not a curated record. The coding region runs from base 1 to 432 and encodes 143 amino acids. Lineage: Eukaryota; Fungi; Basidiomycota; Agaricomycetes; Gloeophyllales; Gloeophyllaceae. Gene Ontology annotation, molecular function: clathrin-cargo adaptor activity. Gene Ontology annotation, biological process: protein transport; clathrin-dependent endocytosis. Gene Ontology annotation, cellular component: AP-2 adaptor complex; intracellular membrane-bounded organelle.